Molecule: messenger RNA, 3143 nt
Organism: Armigeres subalbatus
Lineage: Eukaryota; Metazoa; Arthropoda; Insecta; Diptera; Culicidae
Product: aminopeptidase N-like
Exons: 3
Coding region: 1-2835 (944 amino acids)
Biological process (GO): peptide catabolic process; proteolysis
Cellular component (GO): cytoplasm
Molecular function (GO): zinc ion binding; metalloaminopeptidase activity; peptide binding
Source: RefSeq, a predicted model, not a curated record
AUGACACCUCGGCAGUUUCUAAUACUAGCCUGCGUCGUUUCUACAGCGUACGGUUGGUACAGCCAUCCAAGUGCCCGAGAUGGCUACAGUUUGCCGGAUUUGAUCAGCACUGACGAAAAAUUCGAAGCCUUCCAGCAACGGGAAACCGAAGUGACUAAUGCGAUUGAAGCCCUCUAUCGUAUUCCCAAUUACAUCAGUCCUUUCCACUACGGAGUGUGGAUUCGCUCCGGGAUUCACGAAGGAAAUUUGACGUUCGAUGGCCGUGUGGAUUUAUACUUUAACGUACAGAACCCUGUGCGAACGAUCUAUGUGCACAACCGUGGUCUCAACUUGAUCAAUGUGGAGCUGUACAUGUUGUCACGCGAUGAAAUCGACUCGGAACGUGUACUCCUCGAAGCGCCACGAUAUACGGAGAAUAUUGACAGGGAGUUUUUAAUUUUCUCAUCGCAAAGAAUUCUCGUCCCAGAUGAAUCCUACAUUCUCCACAUAGCAUAUUCAGGCCAGCUCAGAACUGAUGACGAUGGAAUCUAUGUGUCUACAUAUGUGAACGAAAACAGAGUCCGCCGACAUCUCAUUGCCACUCAAUUCCAGGCAAUUAGCGCUCGCACAGCUUUCCCAUGCUUCGAUGAACCAGCACUGAAGGCAACUUUCGAUUUGGAAAUCGUUCACCAUAGGGACUACAACGCGGUCGCUAAUACUCCUGUACUCGAGGUUGAAGAUUACGAGGAAGACGGUUUUCAGGGGUACGUAUCGACACAGUUCGAGCGAACCCCUCGGAUGUCGGUAUAUUUGCUGGCUUUCCUCGUAUCUGACUUUCAGUAUAUCGCCCGUGAAAACCAGCGAGUGCUAGCCCGAUCAAAUGCGUUAAACCAAACAGACUACGCAUUAGAUUCAGGACUGAGAACGCUACAGGUAAUGGAUGACUAUCUUGGAAUUCCGUUUACCACUCACAUGAGCAAGUUGGAUCAAGUAGCCGUUCCGGAUUUCAGUGCUGGUGCAAUGGAGAAUUGGGGGCUCUGUAAGUACAGAGAAGCGUAUCUGUUGAACGACCCAGCUACAACUACGUAUCGCUAUCGAACCUGGAUUGAUACCAUCAUCGCUCACGAAUACAUUCACCAAUGGUUUGGAAAUAUCAUUACCAACGAGUGGUGGAGCUACCUCUGGUUGAACGAGGGGUUCGCAACUCUCUAUGAAUACUAUGCUGCACACUUGGCCUCUCCGGAAAAGGAGUACUUCGAGUUGUUCACACUGGAGGUUACCCAGUGGGCAUUGGAUGCCGACUCACGUGACGGAACUCGACCGAUGAGCUACAGCAAUGGAGCAACUUUCUAUGCAAUUUGGGAUUUAUUCGAUAGUAUUGCGUACUCAAAAGCUGGUGCCGUUCUGAACAUGUUCCGUGGUGUACUUGGGGAUGAAACAUGGCAGAAAAUGAAUAAUAUUUACCUGUCGGACAAUGAACUAGAUGCCGUGAAUCCAGACAAUUUGAUCGCCGCAAUAGAAGAAGCAGCUGAAGGAAUAGAUAUAUUACCUGAGGGUAUUUCGAUUCGCGAUUUCGUACAAAGUUGGACCGAACAAGCAGGCUACCCAGUUCUGGAUGUUCGAAGGAACUACCGCACUGAUGAAAUCAUCAUCUCUCAGGAUCGUUUCUUCAACAACAGAAUUCUUAAUAACGACCCAACACUUUGGGUUGUGCCAUACAAUGUGGUAAAUCAAUCCUCCCCGGAUUUCAACAACCUAACCUGGGACUGGUUAACUGAUCGAGCGAUACGCUUUUCAACUAAUAUAUCUGACAAUGAGUGGAUCAUUCUUAAUAAGCAGCAGACUGGAUUCUAUCGCGUAAACUACGACGUCCAGAACUGGUAUCUAAUCAUCGACGCCUUGAUUGCUGAUUGGACUAGCAUCCAUCGUUUCAACCGAGCUCAACUUUUGGAUGACGCCUUCCACUUGGCGCGGGCAAACCGUUUGGACAUCGAAGUUUUACUGGAUUUGUUAGUGUAUUUGCAAAAUGAAAAGGAGUAUCCGUCAUGGACGGCCGCUAGCCCGAUCAUUAGCUAUUUCUACAACCGAUUGCGAGGAACGGAUCACUAUGAACACUUCCAACAUUUCAUAGCAAGCUUGUUGGAGUACGUUUACAGUACUCUUUCGAUUGAUACAGUCAGCGACGACGAAACCAAUCUGCACAAAUUUCUCAAGCAAACCGUUUCUACUUGGGCCUGCAGAAUUGAAGUAGAUGACUGUCUGAACCGCACUCAGGUCCUACUGCAGGAAACCGUUGACCGCAACGGACUGGUCCACCCGGACAUCAGCGCUGUUACGUACUGUUUUGGGUUGCGUAGAGCUUCCCAACGCGAAUUUGUAUAUCUGUACGACGUAUUGAAGGCGUCCGAUAAUCAGGCCCUGCGAACGUUGCUUAUCGACUCCUUGGGCUGUUCGGCCGAUCCGAUCGAGCUGAGAUCGUAUCUUUACACGGCAGUGGGUGGAGAAAUUCAAGUCAACUACACACCAGCCGAACGUAGACGAGUCUUGAAUGCAGUAUUAGCCGGAAGUCGCGAGGGGGUGGAUGUGAUGAUUGACUUCCUUGUCGAUUUGUACGAUUACGUGGUGUUCCACCUUGGACAAAGCACGCUCAACAGUUUAGUAGUGAACAUUGCAUCAAGGACAAACAACGCAGAAGAACUUGAAAGACUGGAACACUUGUUGGAAUCGCUCGGCAGUUCAAUUACGCAAGCAGUUGCGAACUCAGCUCGUGCAACCGCCGCUCAAAAUUUGGCGUGGCCCUCGACCCGGGAAGGUUUGAUUGUCGCCAGUUUUCUGGAUAGUUUCAAUGACCAUUAGAAAAUACCUUUGAAUUGCGUCACGCUAUCUCCUUAAAUGGCGGCGUAAUUUGUGGAUGGUUACUUAAUCGUAAUUAAUAUAAUAAUCACGCAAUGCGCUUAUCAGUUAAAUAAACCGUAUCAAGAGAUUGAUACAAUAAAUAAAGGCUAAGGCGGCUCGUCAAAUGAUAUGGUUUAAGUGCACACUGACGCCAAUCAUAAAAUGUUCUACUACGAAAACUUCUAGAAAGAAAAAGUUGCAAUGAUAAGAAAAUUCCAAACGUAGUAAUAAAAAUUAAUUGAUCCAGUGAAAAUCAGUAGAUAAAAAGA